This is a messenger RNA of Elgaria multicarinata webbii, 2526 nucleotides long. RefSeq names its product vomeronasal type-2 receptor 26-like. Gene Ontology annotation, molecular function: G protein-coupled receptor activity. The transcript has 7 exons. The coding region runs from base 1 to 2526 and encodes 841 amino acids. Gene Ontology annotation, biological process: G protein-coupled receptor signaling pathway. Lineage: Eukaryota; Metazoa; Chordata; Lepidosauria; Squamata; Anguidae. The record is from RefSeq and is a predicted model, not a curated record. Gene Ontology annotation, cellular component: plasma membrane.
AUGGCUCCUGUAGAUAUACUGGCAGCUGGCCACCAUACUGUGCUGCUACCUCAGGUGGUGAGCAGCAGUCCCAGUGCUAAAUGCAGCAUCAGUGACCCUCUUCCUAUUCUUCACAAGCAUUAUCAGUCAGGAGACUUCAUCAUCGGUGGCAUCAUGUCUCAGAUCUACAUGUUCUCCAAUCUGAUAGAAUUCACAAAACGUCCCUCCAAGGAACUCUUUGGAGACAUUAUCCAUUUCUAUGAACGAUGGGCAUAUCAUGCCUCAAUGGAACUUCUCUCUACAAGGAACAAAUUCAUUCCGAAUUAUAAAUGUGAUAGUCGGGAUAAUCCAGUAGCAGUGAUCGGAGGACCUAAUUGUAAAGUUUCUUUACACAUGGCCGCUGUUCUAUUCACCUAUAAGAUGCCACAGCUCAUCUAUGGCUCUUCUCCCAUGAUAAAUCCCAACAUUCCAGAUGUUUUCUUCUAUCGAAUGUUACCAAACAACAUUAAUCAAUAUGAGGGGAUUCUUCAGUUACUCCUGCAUUUUUGGUGGAUAUGGAUUGGGUUGAUUUCUGUGAAUGAUGAUAAUGGAGACAGAUUGAUACAGGAUAUUGUUCCCAUGUUUGCCAAGAAAGGUGUCUGCUUUGACUUCAUGGAACGAUUUCCUGCACUUUCAUUUGAUAAGGACAUUCUUGACACUGUGGAGUUGGCAUUUGAAAUGUUAGGGGUCAUCAUUAGGAGUACUGCUAGUGCAGUUAUCGUAAAUGGUGAAAUUCAUACCAUGAUUUUUCUGCGAUUGUUGCCCCAGGCUUUAGAAAGUGAAAGCUUGCCAAUGAAGACAAAAGGAAAAGUCUGGAUUAUGACAGCUCAGAUGGAUUUCACAUCACUUCCCUUCCAAAGAAAUUCAGACAUAGACUUCAUUCAUGGUUCUAUAUCGUUUGCAAUUCACUCAAAGGAGAUGUCUGGAUUUCCGAAAUUUCUUCACAUGAGGAACCCUACCAUUGAAAGAGAAGACGGCUUCAUCAGAGUUUUCUGGGAAAUGGCAUUUGAGUGUUUAUUCCCCAACUCUGGUUUGGAUGCAAUAGAUGGGAAUGUCUGUACUGGGGAGGAAAAACUAGAGUCUCUUCCAGCAUCUGUGUUUGAAAUGAGCAUGACUGGCCACAGCUACAGUGUCUACAAUGCUGUCUAUGCCACGGCACAUGCUUUGCAGGCUGUACUUUCCUCCAAAUGCAAACAUGGAGUGAUGGCCAAUGGAAGGAGAUGUGAUCUUGAGUAUCAAAUGUCAUGGCAGGUCCACCACUUUCUGAGAGCCAUCUCUUUUAACAACAGUGCUGGCGAAAAGGUUUCUUUUGACCAAAAUGGGGAAAUAAUAGAUGGCUUUGAUAUUAUCAACUGGGUCACAUUCCCAAACCAAUCUUUUCAGAGAGUCAGGGUUGGAAAGAUGGACCCCAGGGCUCCCCAAGAAGAAGUGUUCACCAUAUGUGAAGGUACUAUCAUAUGGCACAGCAGGUAUAACCAGGUGCAGCCCCUUUCUCAGUGUAAUGACAAUUGCCAGCCAGGUUAUAGCAAAACAAUGAUGGAAGGGAAGCCAUUUUGCUGCUAUGGUUGCCUUCGAUGUCCAGAGGGCAAGUUCUCAAAACAUGUGGACAUGGUUGACUGCUCUGAAUGUCCAGAAGAUCAUUAUCCAAACUCUAGGCAGGAUUUAUGCCUUCCUAAACCUCUAACCUUCCUUACUUACGAAGAGCCUUUGGGGACCACUUUGGCCAGUUUGUCUCUUUGCUUUGCUUUCAUCACAGCUUUGGUAUUUUGUAUUUUCAUUAAGUACCAGGACACUCCCUUAGUCAAAGCUAACAACCAGAACCUCACCUACACUCUCCUCACAUCCCUUCUACUCUCCUUCCUUUGUGCUUUGCUAUUCAUAGGCCAGCCUGAUGCGUUGCCCUGUUGUCUUCGACAAACUGCUUUUGGUGUCAUCUUCAGCUUGGCUGUUUCCUGCAUCUUGGCAAAGACUACCAUUGUGGUUUUAGCUUUCAUGGCCACCAUGCCUGGGUCCAAAAUGAGGAAAUGGGCUGGGAAUAAGCUGUCAUUCUCCAUUGUUCUAUUCUGCUUUCUCAUUCAAGCCACUCUUUGUACUGUGUGGUUGGCAACCUCUCCACCAUUCCCAGAUCUAGAUAUGCACUCAAUGAGUACAGAAAUCAUACUGGAAUGUAAUGAAGGAUCAGUCACCAUGUUCUAUUUUGUCUUGAGCUUCCUAGGCUUCCUGGCCAUUGUCAGCUUUACUUUGGCUUUCUUAGCCAGGAAGUUGCCAGACAGUUUCAAUGAAGCCAAGUUCAUCACUUUCAGCAUGUUGGUCUUCUGCAGUGUUUGGCUUUCCUUUGUUCCAACCUACCUGAGCACAAGAGGGAAAUACAUGGUGGCUGUGGAGAUCUUCUCCAUCUUGGCCUCCAGUGCUGGGUUACUGUUAUGUAUCUUUUCCCCAAAAUGCUACAUCAUUGUGCUUAGGCCUGAGUUAAACAGCAGAGAUCAGCUACGAAGAAGGAAGAAGUAA